This is a messenger RNA of Coniosporium apollinis CBS 100218, 1056 nucleotides long. Its product is annotated as cell cycle arrest protein BUB3. Gene Ontology annotation, cellular component: mitotic checkpoint complex; kinetochore; bub1-bub3 complex. The coding region runs from base 1 to 1056 and encodes 351 amino acids. The record is from RefSeq and is a predicted model, not a curated record. The transcript is spliced from 3 exons. Gene Ontology annotation, biological process: mitotic spindle assembly checkpoint signaling. Gene Ontology annotation, molecular function: ubiquitin binding. NCBI's taxonomy places the organism in Eukaryota, Fungi, Ascomycota, Dothideomycetes.
AUGAGUUCGAACCAGCAAGAGCUAUCAGAACCGCCCAGCGAUGCUAUAUCCGCUCUCAAGUUUGCGCCCGAUUCCUCCUCGCGGUUGCUUGUGUCUUCGUGGGACAGGCACGUAUAUCUCUACGAUGAGCACGAAGGUCAACCCAAUCAGCUCGUGCGCAAGUUCGAACAUCGUGCGCCCGUGCUAGACGUAUGCUUCGGCAAGGACGAUGAUGAAGCUUUUAGCGUAGGCCUGGACUGGGACGUGAGGAGGAUAGAUCUCACAACUGGCGAGCAGUCCAUUCUCUCCACCCACGAAGCCGGCGUCAAGUCCGUCGUGUACAGUUCCGAACAUGACCUUCUCAUCUCCGCCUCCUGGGACAAGACACUGCACAUCCACUUCCCCUCCGACAUGAUCUCUCACGCCCCCAACACCGUCCCGCUACCCGCAAAGCCCUUCUCCCUCUCGCGCACGCCCACCAAACUCGUCGUCGCCAUGGCGAACCGCCUCGUCCACAUCUACGACCUGCGCACACUUGCCCUCCUUUGCUCACAGUCCUCUCAACCACCCCCCAACACCACCGAGCUCGAGCCGUGGCAACAUCGCGAAUCCUCGCUGAAAUUCAUGACCCGCGCCGUCGCCUGCAUGCCCAACGAUGCCGGGUAUGCCUCCUCCAGCAUCGAAGGCCGGGUAGCAGUCGAAUGGUUCGACCCGUCCGAAUCCUCCCAGGCGCGGAAAUACGCUUUUAAGUGCCACCGGCAGGCCUCUGAUAACGGCGUGGAUAUCGUCUACCCAGUCAACGCGCUCGCGUUCCACCCCGUGCUUGGCACGUUCGCGACGGGCGGCGGCGACGGCGUUGUCGCGCUGUGGGAUGCGAAUGCGAAGAGGAGGAUACGGCAGUAUCAGCGGUAUCCGGCUAGUGUGGCUGCGUUGGCAUUUAGUGGGGAUGGGAAGUUCCUCGCUGUGGGUGUGAGCCCCGGGUUCGAGGACGGGGAGGAGGUGCUGGGGGAGGGGGAGGUGAAGGUGUUUAUCAGGGAGUUGGGCGAAAACGAGGCAAAAGGGAAGGGAACGAAGUAG